AUAUGAGCACAGAAAAUCAAACAUGUCCAACAACAACAACAUGGCCUUAGCCACAUUCUUCAUCGUCCUAUCUCUCUUCCUCACCACUACUUCUUCUUCUUCUUCAUCAACCAAACCAGACGCAGAACCAGUCCCAACGCCAUGGCCGCUUCAGUUUCACGCUAUCCUCUUCAUGAACCGGAGUGGAAACCUCCAGCACACCGAUCUCUGGUACGAUUGGACCAACGGCCGCAAUUUCAACAUUAUCCAGAAUCAAUUGGGCAAACUAACCUACGACCUUGAAUGGAACAACGGAACAUCCUUCUACUAUACAUUGGAUAAGAACAAGGAAUGCACUGUUCGACAUUUUGAUGUCGGAAUUCUCAGGCCAAAUUGGCUCGACGGCGCCAAUUACCUCGGACAGAAAUACAUUGAUGGCUUCCUAUGCAAUGUUUGGGAGAAGGUCAAUUUCAUUUGGUACUAUGAAGAUGUAGCCACUAACAGACCUGUCUACUGGAUGUUCUUCAGCGGAUUUAGUGGGCAUGUGAUGACAUUUGAGGUUGGAAAAGUUCUUGAAGAUGCUGAAUGGCAAGCUCCCGUUUACUGCUUUAAUGAAGAUAACAAAGAAAAGCACAUCUCUAGCAUAAUCAAACCAGCUGAUGAUGAUGAUGAUCUUCUAAUGAGAGAUUUUAUCAACACCAGCUCCAUGCAACUUUGAUUUUUUACUUUCGAAAACUUGUUUCAUUUCCUCAAAAUGACUAGUUCAUUUUAUCCAAGGUAAGAAAAUAUACAAUUAUCAGAAAAUUGAUUUCUUGAUUACA
Messenger RNA from Impatiens glandulifera, 800 nucleotides. RefSeq lists its product as uncharacterized. The record is from RefSeq and is a predicted model, not a curated record. The coding region runs from base 23 to 697 and encodes 224 amino acids. Lineage: Eukaryota; Viridiplantae; Streptophyta; Magnoliopsida; Ericales; Balsaminaceae. The transcript has 2 exons.